Calidris pugnax (ruff) is the source of this 1590-nucleotide messenger RNA. RefSeq names its product 1-acyl-sn-glycerol-3-phosphate acyltransferase alpha-like. Gene Ontology annotation, molecular function: 1-acylglycerol-3-phosphate O-acyltransferase activity. Gene Ontology annotation, cellular component: membrane; endoplasmic reticulum. The record is from RefSeq and is a predicted model, not a curated record. The transcript is spliced from 6 exons. Gene Ontology annotation, biological process: phosphatidic acid biosynthetic process. Lineage: Eukaryota; Metazoa; Chordata; Aves; Charadriiformes; Scolopacidae. The coding region runs from base 1 to 810 and encodes 269 amino acids.
AUGGAGCUUUUACUCCUUCACUACCCAUUUACUUUUCUGUUCAUCGCAUUUCUAGUCCUUUACCAGGUGAAUCCUGCAUUCAGAUACUUCUGCAAGAUGACCUUCUAUAAGUUGUGGCUCUUCACGCUAAGCAUUCUGGUUAUUGUGUUGAGUAUUCCUCGCGGACGUAACGUGGAAAACAUGAAGUAUUUCCGCGUGUCACUGCUGCCUCUCAAAUACAUCUUUGGGAUCAAGAUAGUGGUGAAGGGCAAGGAAAACCUCAGGACUAAGAAACCUUUUGUCCUUGUGUUGAAUCACCAGACCUCCCUUGACAUUAUGGUGAUGAUGGAGAUGUUACCAAAUCGCUGUGUGCCCAUUGCAAAGAAGGAAAUCCUAUACAUGGGCACUUUUGGCCUAGCAUGCUGGCUGUCAGGACUCAUCUUCAUUGAUCGCAAGAAGAGGGACGAGUCAAUCACUACCUUGACAGAGGUGGCACACUCUCUGCACAAAGAAAACUUCCGCGUCUUGGUCUUCCCUGAAGGAACUCGCAAUCAUGGUGGCUCCAUGUUGCCCUUCAAACGUGGGGCCUUCCAGCUGGCUGUGAAAGCCCAGGUCCCCAUUAUUCCUGUAGUGAUCUCUUCCUACCAGGACUUCUACAACCAGAAGGAGAAGAGAUUUACACCAGGGAAAAGCAUCAUCCAGAUCCUGCCAGAAGUGGAUACUGUUGGCCUGGGUCCAGACGAUGUUCCCAAGCUUACUGAGCAGGUCCGUGACGCCAUGCUCACUGCUUAUCAGGGCAUAUCAGGAAUGACGAAUGGGACUUCUCAUUAGCAAUCCUAUCUUCCAGCCCCAGAUGUGUGUGUAGCAGCUGAGGGGGAGGGCAUGGCAACCACAAAAAGAUCUGGAAUCAGAGUUAACAAUGGAUUGCAACCUUGCCGUACCAGAGACAGGCGAAACAUCCACAGAGGAAGAAAAGCUUGUAAGUGGAGGUGGUAAAAUGGUUGCCCUGUUCCUUCCAGAGAACUUUGCCACUUGUGUGGACAGACACACAGUGGGUAACUGGACACUUCUUUGUAAUCUUAACCCUGAGAACUUCUCUUCAGCUGGACCCCAGGCAGAGCUGGACCCUUCCUGUGAGCAUCUUAUAAUCAACUUUUCCUAUUCCAAACCAACAAGGUGGAGGCAUUUAUCCCUGAGCCCAUGGCCAGCCUGCCUGGAGAAGUGGCUGUUCUGGGCUUAAGGGCUGCCACAUUCCCCUAGAAGCACACUCAGGAGAAGGCGCUGUCUCCUGCCUCUUUCUGCGGGGUAGAUUUGGGUGUACCUCUGCCACGAGAGGGGAAUGAAAGACUUUACGUGGGUCUCCAGGGGUUGGUGGUUUGUUUGCUUUUUAUAGCCUUUCUUUAAAGCAAAGCAAAAUUUUGCUUUCAGUAGUUGGGCAGAUCUUGAAAGUGUAAGGGGAACAUGCCUGGGGACUCAGAAACCAGAGGCAAACAGCAGAAAUGUGUUACUUUACAUCUUUGCUGUGCUCUAAUAAUGUCAUGAUUUUUAACACAACCUAUAUAUAUAUGUCCAAAUACACUCUGGGAGCUGCAGCUCCUGAUUUCUGAAUAA